Molecule: messenger RNA, 847 nt
Organism: Bactrocera latifrons
Lineage: Eukaryota; Metazoa; Arthropoda; Insecta; Diptera; Tephritidae
Product: salivary glue protein Sgs-3-like
Exons: 3
Coding region: 43-702 (219 amino acids)
Source: RefSeq, a predicted model, not a curated record
CAGAAAAUUCAGUAGUUUGGCACAUUUCAUUUGAUUGAGAAGAUGAAAUUCUUUACGGUAUUAUUUGUUAUCGCUUUCGCGGUUGUCCUGGUUGAAGGUCAACGAGGAUUCGGGCGUCGAAGAUUUCGUGGAUUUGAUGGAUCUCGUGGACUCCGUGGACUAGGUAAUGUUAGAAUACUACCAUUUGGUGGACGUCUAGGCGGAUUUGAACAACCAGGUUUUAGAGGUUUUGGAAGACAUGGCGGCUUUGGAGGCUUUGGAGGUUUUGGUGGUGGCGGCUGUCAUCGCCGUCAUCAUCGCUAUAAUCAUCGUCAUCACCAUUGUCGUUCAACCGCUGCGCCAUCAACUUCUGCACCAACAACUGUUGAUCCAUCAACUGCUGCACCAUCGACUGCCGCACCAUCAAGUGCCGCACCAUCAACUGUUGCACCAUCAAGUGCCGCACCAUCAAGUGCCGCACCAUCAACCGCUGCGCCAUCAACUGCUGCACCAUCAACUGUUGCACCAUCAAGUGCCGCACCAUCAAGUGCCGCACCAUCAACUGCUGCACCAUCAACUGCUGCACCAUCAACUGCCGCACCAUCAACUGCUGCGCCAUCAACUGCUGCACCAUCAACUGCUGCACCAUCAACUGCUGCACCAUCUACUGCCGCACCAACUGCCGCACCAUCAAGUGCCGCACCAUCAACUGCUGCAGGAUAAACAGCCACAGCUGCCGUAUAAUAGUUACCUUAGUAACUAUAAACAGUUGAUUUGAAGGUUUAUAAAUUAAAAAUAAUAUCAAUUCAAUAAAUGAUACUUUUUGCUCCAUUGAAAGGAAAAUUGUGAGCCUAAUUAAGCACUAAAA